Messenger RNA from Penicillium cataractarum, 621 nucleotides. RefSeq names its product mitochondrial 54S ribosomal protein uL23m. Lineage: Eukaryota; Fungi; Ascomycota; Eurotiomycetes; Eurotiales; Aspergillaceae. The coding region runs from base 1 to 621 and encodes 206 amino acids. Gene Ontology annotation, cellular component: ribosome; mitochondrial large ribosomal subunit. The transcript is spliced from 3 exons. Gene Ontology annotation, molecular function: structural constituent of ribosome. The record is from RefSeq and is a predicted model, not a curated record. Gene Ontology annotation, biological process: mitochondrial translation.
AUGGUGCGCAGAGCAGUCGCAAUUCCCAAGGCAGCGAAGAACGCCUUCGUGCCGCCUGCCCAACGGAAACAGGUCUUCCUGCCUGAAUUCGUCAUCGCCCUCGUCCGAACACCCUUCCUCUCUCCCCGCUAUGCCCAAUUCCGCGUCCCCCUCAACUUCAACAAGCUCGAUCUCCGCGACUACCUCCAGAACCUGUACGGCGUGGGCGUAGUCAGCGUCCGCAGCUACAUCGAGCAGCAGCCCAUCACCCGUAUGACGCGGGAUGGACGCAACGUUGGUGCAUGGCGGCGGCCGCAGGCACAGAAGCGGAUGACCGUGGAACUGCGCGAGCCCUUCGUCUACCCCGAGGAGCCCAAGGAUCUCAGCCCAUGGGAGAAGAGCUCUUGGGACGCCAGCGAAAAGUGGCAGAAGAAGAUGCAAAAGCAGAUGCAGGAUAAACCUCACAAGGCCGAGGAGCCUGAUACUGAUGUGCGCAAGGCCUUCGAGGAGCAGGCGAAGGAGAUUAAGAAGAAUCCCGCGGAGUGGCGGUCAUCGUCAAAGGUGUUGGGUUGGGACUUUGCGCAUAAGGAGUUCACUAGGACAGGGAAGAGUUCCGCUGCUCCGAAGUGGAUGGCGAAAUAG